CUCAAUGUGAUCAAUUAUCCCCAUGGGUCCUAACCUUUAGGCUCAAACUGAACGAGUCUGUCGAAGCAUUUAGGGAAACCUUCGUCCUAAUCAGUCCCAGCCAGAACCCCUCCGAAUUCAUCCCCAGUUAACACCGAACGGGCCGUUGUAAGCUGAUGGAAGGUUUCCGGAUAGAGGUUGAGAGCAAGCUGCCUGCGACAUGGAGCGAGGGUGAAUGGACGCAGGAUUGGGGACACGGAGUAUGAGUGUUUGAAAUGGGCGAAUCAUCGAAAUUGGCUCCAAGCGCCAUCUUGCUAUGGUUCAAAACUCGACGAUUGUCAUGGAUAGCCACCGCACAUUGCUCCCAUAAAUCUCGUGUCUGGGUACAUGUAUCCAUAUCUCGGCCCGUCUAUGGCCUCUCAGGUAUAUCCAAUCCAGUGCCCAUCCCUUCCAUAGCUGAGCCAUCUUCUCGGCGUACAACUGCAGUCACACUGGGAUGUGUAUCAUGCGCUGCGUUACGCUGCCCGCUGAUAAAAUCCGUUUUGAGAAUCAUCUUCGUUUGGGCUUCGGAAUUCAUUUCCAAUCGCCUGCCCAUCGCACAGCCCCUUGGAUCUGGCCUUGAAGUGUUCAAGGACAUCCUAUUCCAGUUCUGUUUUCAGCUCCACCAACCCACUGGUUGGGGCUUGCACCCCAUCACGUUCACCAUCCUUGUUGAUCACAGCAAUCCCCGGGCCCCAUUUCGCCCCUCCCUCACAUCGCUGGCUGGAACAAAGUACCCUCCUCAAAGUCUCUGCCGGGUAGUGCGCAGUGUGCAUCGCACCCCGACCAUUUCAGGCAAUCGCAGCCGUCAUUCGUACGACUAUGGCAGAAUAACUGCUAAGUACCAUCCCUAUGCAAAACAUCCGUCCCAUGAAUACAUGCGGCUGCAUCAAUGUCUCCGACAGUGGCAAGGUGCUUGCUUAUAGGAAACCUGAUUCGGCCAGAACCCUGCGCAUUGCAAUGACGAGUAAGCAUGCUUCUUUUUCGUUUUCUUGUGAUAGAGAAGACGGGUUCUCAAGGCCAGGAGAGCGAGCCCCCGUAUGAAGAGGAUGGAUUUCGGGGUUUU
Ilyonectria robusta is the source of this 1084-nucleotide messenger RNA. RefSeq lists its product as uncharacterized. The record is from RefSeq and is a predicted model, not a curated record. Bases 255 to 944 code for a protein of 229 amino acids. Lineage: Eukaryota; Fungi; Ascomycota; Sordariomycetes; Hypocreales; Nectriaceae. The transcript has a single exon.